AAUUGGAUUGGGAAGGAUCAGUCGUGGAUAGUAAUUCGGUAUAAAUAGAAGUUAAAAUUAUUUAAACGGAGUUUGCCGUUUAAAAUUUUUUUGAUUUUUAAAUUGUGAAGUGCUGGUGCCGUAUACAUCCGUACAUAGAUUAAAAAGCGUGACAGUCAUUUAAAUGCACGCAGCACAACAAAUAAAACUCAACAUACCUGAAAACUGAGAAGCACAAAAACCAAAAGCAAAAACAAAACACGCAAAAUGCAACACCUAGUUGACCGCCAGCGAAGUUUCGUUGGCCCCUAUUUGUUGUCGUUGCUCGUUUUAUUGCCGGCAUUGCUCAAUCAGAGGCAUCACGUGGCUGCAGUUACACCAAUUAACUCGGAAGCAAUGAAUGAAAAACAACAACAGCAACCAACACAACCCACAAUACAGCAGCAGCAACAAAACCAACAGCAAAUCAACGCAAAGCCAAACAUAAUAAUUAUGUUAAUAGAUGAUAUGGGCUUUAACGAUGUCAGCUUCCACGGUUCGAAUCAGAUAUUAACGCCGAACAUUGAUGCGCUCGCCUACAAUGGCAUCAUACUGAACCGUCACUAUGUGCCAAAUCUAUGCACACCAUCACGUGCGGCGCUGCUCACGGGCAAAUAUCCCAUACACACAGGUAUGCAACAAUCUGUCAUUAUUAACGAUCAACCAUGGGGCCUGCCACUCAGCGAACGUUUGCUGCCCGAAAUACUACGCGAUGCCGGCUAUGCAACGAAUUUAAUUGGUAAAUGGCAUUUAGGUUUCUGGCGCAAAGAGUUGACGCCUACAUUGCGUGGUUUCGACCAUCAUUUCGGCUACUAUUCGGGUUACAUAGAUUACUACAAUCACACAAUGCAUAUGCUGGAUCGUAAUUACACGGCCGGCUUGGAUUUCCGUCGCGACUUGUCGCCAUGGCCUGAGGCGGAUGGCCUUUAUGCGACUGAUAUUUUCACCCAGGAAGCGGAACGUGUUAUCUACCAACAUGAUGCGGCGGCAAAGCCUUUGUUUCUGCUAAUGAGCCACUUGGCCGUGCAUACCGGCAAUGAAAACAAUCCAAUGCAGGCGCCGGAAGAAGAGGUGGAAAAGUUUUUGCACAUCAGUGAUGAAAAGAGGCGCACGUAUGCAGCGAUGGUCUCGCGCUUGGAUGACAGCGUUGGCCGCGUAAUGCGUACUCUCUCCAACAAAGGCAUGCUGAACAACUCAAUAGUCCUGCUAUACUCAGACAAUGGUGCCCCUACGCUGGGUAUACAUUCGAAUGCGGGCUCUAAUCAUCCUUUCCGCGGCCAAAAAGAAUCACCUUGGGAGGGCGCUCUACGCUCGGCUGGCCUCAUCUGGAGUCCGCUGUUGCAGCAACAGAGUUACGUUUCCAAUCAAGUAGUGCAUGCCAUCGAUUGGCUGCCCACAUUAGCUAGUGCUGCUGGCAUAACACUUCCGUCCGAAUUGCAACUGGAUGGUGUCAAUUUGUGGCGUGUGCUUAGUGAAAACGGCGCCGCACAACCUCGACGUCUUAUUCACGUGCUGGACGAGUAUGUCGGCUAUAGCGCCUUUACGCGUGGCAAUCUCAAGUAUGUGAAUGGCACGAGUUUUGAUGGCCUCUACGAUGGCUGGUUGGGUGAUUUGGCCGCAAACGAACAAGACCCCACUGCAGCGUAUUAUGCGCAACAGGUGCUUUCAUCAGAGGUGCAUCACGUGCUCGGUAGUGAAGCGCUUAGUGUGGCGAUGGUGGAAGAGCUGCGAACUCAAGCAACACAUAACUGCCCUGAUAAUGUGGCGAAUUACACAGAGGCUGUUUAUCGCUGUGAACCGUUAUUAGAACCUUGUUUCUUCGAUAUCGAAAAAGAUCCAUGCGAGCGUUAUAAUUUGGCUAAACUCUAUCCACUGCAGGUGCAAUUGUUGGCACAAGAGGUCGAGCAGUUCAGGCAGGGUGCGAUGGCGAGUGUACGGCAAGUGUUUAGUGACCCACGUUGCGAUCCGGCAUUGCACGGUGGCGUUUGGGAAUGGUGGGCAGAGAAGUCGGCGGCUAACCUACGAUGGAAUAUACACGUUGGAGGCGUAAUGGUGAUAACUGCGGUGGUUAAUGUGAUAGCGAGUGCUUGGCGCGGAAUACUGGCGGAGCUCUGCACUUAGUGAAACAUAAUUUUAAACUCUCAGCUUCAAAAAAUGUUUACUGCUUUUAAUUAUUAUUUAAUUAAUACUUCGUAGUUAUAAAAAAUUUAUAUUAUAUAGGAACUAUUAUUUAAGAACUUAGA
Messenger RNA from Anastrepha obliqua, 2261 nucleotides. RefSeq names its product arylsulfatase B. NCBI's taxonomy places the organism in Eukaryota, Metazoa, Arthropoda, Insecta, Diptera, Tephritidae. Bases 247 to 2139 code for a protein of 630 amino acids. The record is from RefSeq and is a predicted model, not a curated record. The transcript is spliced from 7 exons.